Messenger RNA from Pipistrellus nathusii (Nathusius's pipistrelle), 1953 nucleotides. Lineage: Eukaryota; Metazoa; Chordata; Mammalia; Chiroptera; Vespertilionidae. The record is from the annotation of a GenBank genome assembly.
AUGUCCUCCACCGUGAACAACGGGGCAGCUAGCAUGCCGUCCCCGCCCGAUGCUGCCAACGGCUUCCCGCAGCCCGGAGCCUCCUCCGGGAACUGGCCGCGGACCGAGGAGGAGAUGCGCGCCGCCGAGCCCGGGCUAGUAAAGCGCGCGCACCGUGAGAUCCUGGACCACGAGCGCAAGCGGCGCGUGGAGCUCAAGUGCAUGGAGCUGCAGGAGAUGAUGGAGGAGCAGGGGUACUCUGAGGAGGAAACCCGGCAGAAGGUCAGGACUUUUCGGCAGAUGCUGAUGGAGAAGGAGGGAAUGCUCACAAGAGAAGACCGGACUGGAGGCCACAUCGUGGCGGAGACCCCGCGGCUGCCCGAGGGCGCCGAGCCCGGCCUGGAGUACGCGCCCUUCGACGAGGACGACGGCCCGGUGGACUGCGACUGCCCGGCCGCCUGCUACCGCGGGCACCGCGGCUACAGGACCAAGCACUGGUCCAGCAGCUCGGCCUCGCCCCCUCCCAAGAAGAAGAAAAAGAAAGGCAGCCACCGGAGGAGCCGCAAAAAGAGGAGACUAGACUCCGAGUGCAGCUGUGGGAGCUCCUCGCCCCUGCGCAAGAAGAAGAAGAGUGUGAAGAAGCACCACAAAGACAGGUCUGAUUCUGGGUCCAGGAGGAAGAGGCGGCACAGAUCUCGAAGCCCCAGGAGCAAAAGAAAAGAGAAGAACAAAGAGAGGAAGAGGCCGCGCGAGUCCCCAGGCCGGAGGUCCCACCGCCACAGCAGCGGAAGUUCCCACAGCUCCUCACUCUCCUCCCAGGACAGCGACUCCAGAUCGCCCAGCAGGCUGAGCCCCAAGCCCCGAGGCGAAGGUCGGAAGACGGGCAGCCAGCGGUCCAGCGGGAGCCGAUCGCCCUCCCUGUCGGGCGGCAGCGGAUGGGGGUCGCCCCAGCAGAACGGAGGCAGCCGGCAGCGGAGCGGAGCGCAGGGGGGCCGCCCGGGCUUGGCGCACAGCCCGCCCGAUAAGCCCAGCUCGCCCUCGCCCAGGGUCGGCGACCAGGCGGAGGCCGGCGCAGCCCCGUCGCCCGCGCGGGGGAAGGAGAGCACGAGCCCGCGCUCGGCGCCAUCGUCGCAGGGCCGAGGAGACCGCGCGGCCGGCGGGCAGGCCCGGCGGCGAAGGCGGCGGCGAAGGCGGCGGCGAAGGCGGCGCUCCAGGUCCCCCGCGGGCGCGCCCCGCCGCAGAGGCCGCCGGCGCGCCCGGCCCGCGCCGCCCCGGGGCCCGUCGCGCUCGCUCAGCAGGGGCCGCUCCAGCAGCGACUCGGGCGGAGGCGGGGCCCCUGGCCCCGGGCCGGAGCCUGGCUCCGGCGGGCACGGUAAACGGGCCAAGGAGAGGCCCCCGCGCGCCCGCCCGGCCAGCGUCUCCCCGUCCCCGGGCGUGCACGGCCGGCACGGCGGCCCGGAGGGGAAGAGCUCGUCGCGCAGCCCGGGCCCCCACCCGCGCUCGUGGAGCUCCAGCCGCUCGCCCUCCAAAUCCCGGUCGCGCUCGGCGGAGAGGAGGGUCCGCAGCCCCACCCGCUCGCCGUCGCCCAAGAAACCUCUGGGCCGGGACAAGGACGGCGAGGGCCGCGCGAGGCACGGCGAGGCCGACACCGCCCGCGCGCGGCGCCGCUCCCGCAGCUAUUCGCCCAUCCGCAAGCGGCGCCGGGACUCGCCCAGCUUCAUGGAGCCGCGGCGCAUCACCAGUGCCCGAAAGCGGCCCAUCCCCUACUACCGGCCCAGCCCCUCCUCCUCCUCCUCCAGCUGCCUGAGCAGUGACUACUCAAGCCGGAGCCCCAGCCGGAGCCCCAGCCCCGGCCACAGCCACGGAAGCUACAGCAGCCGAAGUGGAGGGACCCGAAGCCACACGCGCAGCCCCUCCCGGACCCCCAGUCCCAGUUACCACAGCCGGAGCAGCUCAGAAAGUGGCGGCUUCUGA